Messenger RNA from Botrytis fragariae, 1263 nucleotides. RefSeq names its product putative hc-toxin synthetase protein. The transcript is spliced from 2 exons. Lineage: Eukaryota; Fungi; Ascomycota; Leotiomycetes; Helotiales; Sclerotiniaceae. The record is from RefSeq and is a predicted model, not a curated record. The coding region runs from base 1 to 1263 and encodes 420 amino acids.
AUGUCCCUUGCAGCUUUCAUUAGACGAUCGUAUGGAAUAACUAUACCUAUGCCCAAGCUCAUCAACUAUCAGACCACAAUCUCGGAUGUUUCAAAAUAUAUUCGGGCUGCGACCAAGGUCGAAGGUGAGAAGCCCAUAGAGUCAGCAUCUAGUCUUGAUUUGAUGCAAGAAAUUGCCGAUCUAGAUAUACAAUUAGCCUCGAUGCAGCAUUACUUUGGAGUUGUCUUCCUGACAGGGGCCAGCGGUUUUCUAGGCACUCAGAUACUUCGAGAACUUCUUGAAAGACCUGGAGUCAAGAAGAUUAUCGUACAUGUACGCUCUUCAUCCAAUGAGAAUGGCAAACAACGAAUCAUAGCAGCAGCUAAAUCCGCAAGAUGGUGGCGUGAAACUUUCGCAACGAAGCUCGAAAUAUGGACGGGAGACUUAGCUGAACCCAUGUUAGGUUUGAGUUUCGAACAAUGGCAACACCUAAGCACAGUCGAUGCCAUCAUCCACAAUGGAGCUUCAGUGCAAUGGAAUGCGGACUUUCACACCCUUAAAGCAGCCAAUGUCACAUCUACCUUUGAUAUUUUGAAGAAUAUCAUAGGGGCUAUUUCGCCUCCGAGAUUCGUCUAUGUAUCCGGAGGUCGUGACUUCGAAGGAGAGAUGGAUGAUAAUACGACCGCCAUGAAAUUGAAGGGACUUGAUGGUUACAGUCAAACAAAGUUCGUUUCAGAGCUGAUGCGAGCCACAUCUUUUGCCAAAGGCAAUCACGUCUCUAUCGUCAAGCCGGGACUGAUCGUUGGUACAAUCCGGGAAGGAGUUGCCAAUACCACUGACUUCCUAUGGAGAUAUGUAGCUGGCGCAAUAAGCGUCGGUGCAUAUCCUAUUCCAGACAAAAAUGAUUGGUUGACUGUUGCACAUGCGGAUUUCGUUGCAAAUUCUACUAUCAAUGCUUUGGUCAAUACUCCAAAUAACUCAAAUUGUACAUUGGAUAUAACUGGCGGAAUCGAUAUGCAACGAUUUUGGGAUAUUGUCAAUAAAACUAUGGGACAUCGGCUCCACCCGACGACUUCGAAUGAAUGGGCAAAGUUGAUCCAGAAGGAUAUGGAGAAGAAGACGGAAGCACAUCCGCUUUGGCCGGUAGCUCAUCUUAUCACUGAGGAGGGUAAUUUUGGCAAGAGCAAAAGACCAAGGGAAUUGGAUACUGUGUUUGAGAAGCAGAUAGAGGAGGCGAUCAAGAAGAAUGUGGAGUAUUUGAACGAGAUUGGUUAUUUUAGGUAG